UAAUAUUAAUAAUGUAUUUGACGUAUGAAUACAAGUGAUGAGUGAAUGACUAUUAAUAUUAAUAUUCAUAUAAUUGAUGACUAAUUAAGACAUAAACACAACAUUUGUCGCAAUUAUGUCUCAACAGAUGAGUCUUAGCGAUGAUGAAGAUAUCGGCGCUGAUGUCAAAGACACCAAUAGUACUGAUUUAUUACCGCCGUUUGAAGGCGUGCUCCAGAAGUGGACUAAUUAUAUCCACGGAUGGCAGCAGAGGUUUAUUGCUCUCAAAGACGGUACUCUUACUUACUAUAAGUCCGCCGAUGAAACAGCUUUUGGAUGCAGAGGUGCCGUCACUAUCAUUAAGGCUCAGAUCAAGUUGCAUGAGUUUGACGACUGUCGCUUUGAUGUUGGAGUUUCCGACUGUGUCUGGUAUUUGAGGGCUCAAUCCAUUGAAGAGAGGAACAGAUGGGUUGAUGCCAUUGAAGGCCAUCGGCAACACCACAACGACAGCGCCUACUCAAGUGAUAAUAGUCUUCGAAGACACGGAUCUGCUGUUUCUUUAGGGUCAGUGACGUCCGUUAAGAGUAAUAGAGGUCUUAAAGAGAAGUUGAAUGAAAUCGAGACAUUCAGAGAUAUAUUAUGUCAACAGGUUGAAUCGUUGCAAAAAUAUUACAAUAUGUGCGCCCAAACAGUUGGCAUAAACCACAAACUUAAUGUAGAUGAUGAAUAUGAAAAUAAUAUGGAUUAUGAUUAUGAUGACAGUGGAGCAGAACAUGUGAAAGAAGUGGCCACAGAAUUGGGUCCAAUUUCAUUGGAUUUAAAACGAGAUGCGAUUACGUUUAAGGCAACGACUGCCGGUAUAAUUGCAACUCUUUCUCAUUGUAUUGAACUAAUGCAUCAAAGAGAAGAUAACUGGAAACGACGUCUCGAUAAAGAGAUUGAAAAGAGAAAGAAAUUAGAAGAAAUACUAAAACAAAAUCAAAAUGAAUCGACACAACAAAACGUGAUAGUAAUCGGUGGACCCGAUUACGAGGAGGGCCCCCACUCUAUGAUAAAAGAGGACGAAUUUUUUGAUGCCGUCGAUGCAGCCCUUGAUCGCAAUGAUAUUGAAGAACAGGAAAGAAGACAAAUGAAAUUAGCGACUAAUAGUUUGAGUGAACCCUCUCCUACAUUACCUUCUGUUUGUGAUCAUCCUCUGUGGUCAGAGAUUGAAAGAGUAACAACAGACCAAUUAUAUUAUUCACGUUUAGAGAUCGGUGAGGGAGGAGCUAAAGGUUGGGAACUAUUCGCUGAAGACGGAGAAAUGAGAUUAUAUAAAAGGGAACUUGAAAUCGAUGGACUUGUUUGCGAUCCAUUAAAGGCUGUUCACGUUGUAAAUGGUAUUUCAGGACAUGAAAUGUGUUACCAUUUCUUUAGUCCUGACGUACGAUUUGAUUGGGAAAAUACAUUGGAGUCAAUGAAAGUGGUUGAAGAAAUAAAUACAAAUACAUUAAUAUUUCAUCAAAUUCACAAAAGAGUUUGGCCGGCGGCUCAAAGGGACACCACUUUCUGGUCACAUAUACGAAGAACUGAACAAAAUGAUGACAAUAAAAAUAGUGUCAAUCCAUAUAAUAUUUGGAUUGUUUGCAAUAACUCAACUGAUAGACCAAAUAUACCAUUAGGAAGAUGUCUUAGAAUGACAAUGACUGUCAGUUUAGUUUGUGAGACAUAUAUCAAUCCUAUACCAGAAAAAGGAAAACCGAUUACUAGAGAUAACUUAAAGUGUAAAAUAAUUUAUUGCUCAACAAUAAACCCGGGCGGAUGGGCGCCGGCAUCUGUUUUAAGGGCUUUAUAUAAACGUGAAUAUCCAAAGUUUUUGAAGCGUUUUACUCAAUAUGUCAAAGAUGUCACAGAAAACAAAGAAAUAAUGCUUUGAACACAGCGUUUGUAAUCAUUAUUUUUAAUUAACAUAAAUAUUUA
Oppia nitens is the source of this 1938-nucleotide messenger RNA. RefSeq names its product ceramide transfer protein-like (gene cert). The transcript has 8 exons. The record is from RefSeq and is a predicted model, not a curated record. Gene Ontology annotation, cellular component: Golgi apparatus. The coding region runs from base 116 to 1894 and encodes 592 amino acids. NCBI's taxonomy places the organism in Eukaryota, Metazoa, Arthropoda, Arachnida, Sarcoptiformes, Oppiidae. Gene Ontology annotation, molecular function: phosphatidylinositol-4-phosphate binding. Gene Ontology annotation, biological process: ER to Golgi ceramide transport.